Molecule: messenger RNA, 5360 nt
Organism: Cyprinodon tularosa
Lineage: Eukaryota; Metazoa; Chordata; Actinopteri; Cyprinodontiformes; Cyprinodontidae
Gene: ptbp1b
Product: polypyrimidine tract binding protein 1b
Exons: 15
Coding region: 31-1698 (555 amino acids)
Biological process (GO): mRNA processing; regulation of RNA splicing; regulation of cell differentiation
Cellular component (GO): nucleus
Molecular function (GO): mRNA binding
Source: RefSeq, a predicted model, not a curated record
GCCAUUUUGUCGGUCGAUACUUGUUUCUGGAUGGGGGAAUCCUGUUGGCCGCUGGCUGGAACCUGUUGCUUCGUAGUUCCGUGUUGUGCAAUGGACGGCAGUGUCCACCACGAUAUAACAGUUGGUACUAAGAGAGGAUCUGACGAGCUAUUCUCCAGCGUCUCCAACGGCCCGUAUAUCAUGAGCACCACAGCAAAUGGCAACGAUAGCAAGAAGUUCAAAGGUGACAUAAGAGGUCCCACUCAGCCAUCGCGGGUCAUCCACAUUCGCAAGCUUCCUGGCGACAUCACAGAGGCCGAGGUGAUCAGCCUUGGCCUGCCUUUCGGGGACGUCACCAACCUGCUGAUGCUGAAAGCCAAAAACCAGGCCUUCUUGGAGAUGAAUUCAGAGGAAGCGGCUCAGAACAUGGUGGGUUAUUACUCCACUGUGAUGCCCGUCGUCAGACACCAACCAGUCUACGUUCAGUUCUCCAACCACAAGGAGUUAAAAACUGACAACUCUCCCAACCAGGAGAGGGCCCAGGCAGCUCUAAGGGCCCUCAGCUCCUCCCACGUGGAGACGCCCAUGGUAGCUCCAAGCACGGUGCUGAGGGUGGUGGUGGAGAACCUGCUGUAUCCAGUGACUUUGGAUGCACUUUGCCAGAUCUUCUCAAAGUUCGGCACUGUGCUGAGGAUCAUCAUUUUCACCAAGAACAAUCAGUUCCAGGCCCUGCUGCAGUAUUCAGACGGAUCAUCUGCCCAGGCAGCCAAACUGUCUCUUGAUGGACAAAACAUCUACAACGGUUGCUGUACCCUGAGGAUUAGUUUCUCCAAACUCACUAGCCUUAACGUCAAAUACAAUAAUGAGAAGAGCCGGGACUUCACCAGGCCAGAGCUGCCAUCUGGAGACAGCUUGGAGCAUCCUGCCAUGGCUGCAGGGUUUGCUCCAGGAAUCAUCUCGGCUUCACCGUACCCCGGAGCAACUCACGCUUUUACUCCAACUUUUACAAUCCAGCCAGCAGUGUCCUCCCACUAUCCAGGCCUGACAGUCCCUGCUCUUCCUGGAGGGCUGGCCUCUCUGACCCUCCCCACUGCUGCCAGGCUGGGAUUCCCCACCUUCCCUGCAGGACACUCGGUCCUGUUAGUCAGCAACCUGAACCCUGAGAGAGUUACGCCCCACUGCCUCUUUAUUCUCUUCGGUGUUUAUGGCGAUGUGAUGAGAGUGAAGAUCCUCUUCAACAAGAAGGAAAACGCUCUGGUCCAGAUGAGCGACAGUACCCAGGCGCAGCUAGCUAUGAGCCACCUGAACGGCCAGAGGCUGCACGGAAGUCCUCUUCGGAUUACACUUUCCAAACACACCAGUGUCCAGCUUCCUCGUGAAGGCCAUGAGGACCAGGGCCUUACCAAAGACUACAGCAACUCCUCCUUACACCGCUUCAAGAAGCCCGGGUCUAAAAACUAUUCCAACAUCUUUCCACCUUCUGCCACUUUGCACCUUUCCAACAUCCCCCCUUCUGUGGUUGAAGAUGACCUAAAGAUGCUGUUCUCAAGUUCUGGAGCUGUUGUCAAUGCCUUCAAGUUCUUCCAGAAGGACCAUAAGAUGGCUCUGAUCCAGAUGGGUUCAGUGGAAGAAGCCAUCGACUGUCUCAUUGCAUUCCACAACCACGACCUGGGAGAGAACCACCACCUGCGGGUCUCUUUCUCCAAGUCCUCCAUCUGAGCCUCCGUCUCUGCGAGCUGGAUCCUGUCCGAUGGUGUCCACUACACUCCGAUCAUUCCAAUGCACAUCUGCAGAAACCACCGUGAAGUCUGCUGUGAUGUUAAAUUAUUUUGUUAUUUUUAACCUUUUAGACUACUCACCUUUAGCAAAGGGUAGGAAGAGUCCAUAAAUAUGACACUUCAGAGCUCCUCUAAAGUUCUUUACUGGUUCUCUAAAAUCAGAGAAAAGUCAGUAUUCUGAGUUUGAACUGUUUGAUACAAGGUCAGAACUGCCUGUUGUAGUCAGAAUUUAAUGUCCUUUUUUUGGGGGAAGUUGGCAUUUUUUCAGCCUCUUUUGCCUUUUGACUUUAGCCCAAUGAUCAAGGGAUCAAAGUCUGCCUUUAAAAUGACCAUGGGCUCCGACUGAAAUGUUAAAAACUUACUUUCUCAGAAUGAUCACUUUAAUCUCUGAUUCUUGUUUUCACCUGAUAAAGAAAUUCAGAUUUUUAGGAAGUUUUAGCUCAACCUUCUGACUUUCAGAUUUCACUUUGGCAUCCAUUAGAGAUGUCUGCUUUGACCUUAAAAAGAUCCUUGUGCCUUAUUCCCACCUAAAGACAAAACAAAGCCUCUGAAUUGACAAAAGCAGGUUUACAGUUAAUUAAGGUUUACUGUUGAGAUGUAUUACAGAUAUAUUCCUGUUUUUUUUGUGUAUUUUAUUGGUGUUGUCAGUGCUUUAAGUUAGUGUUUUCUAAUGUUGGUAACUGUAGUACCAAACAUGUGAACUGAGUGAGUUUUAGCAGCUUCGCUUUAAUGUUAGUCUAGAUUUAGUUUUUGUCCUUUUUUUUCUCUCUUUUAUUUCGAAAUAUGCAAUCAUAAUAUAAUCAUAUAUUGUAGCAAUAUUUUAAUAAUUCCUUAGCUUUUUAUUUUCCUUCUCGUCAGUGAUCUCCAGCUGAAGAUGAAUGUUUUUGGUUUUGUCAGUCGCGUGUCUCUCGGAACGGUUUUUCUUAUUUAUACAUUUGUGAUCCACUACAGCUAAAACCAAAAAACAGCCCUUUAGAUGCAAACUAUUCCACCUGCCUCAGGUUUUUCAUUUUAAGGACUGAAAAAAAGAAAAAAAACAUAACAAAAUGACAAUGGUGAGCUGGUUCAGGCUUUCUUGGUGUUUAUAUUUUCCUGUGAAAACGCUCAUGCCUUCAGUGCAUUCAGUCCACCGGUGGAGUGCCUUUAACCCAGCGCUGAAGUCAAACAUCAGGCAUUUCAUUUCCCUGAUGUUUUACACAAAUUUUGAGCCUGAAGAUGCUGAUUUUCUUUCUUUUUGUCUUAAUAUUGGGAAUUGACAACAUUCCUUGGAAGUUUUACCCAUUCUCAAAAUAAUGGGAUAUUUUGCUGUUCGACGGAGGUGCUUCGUAGAAAUAAGCUGCUGAGUUUACUGGUUGUGAUGUCUUCGGUGCACCUUGGAAGAGAUCAAACUAAAACGGGUGUGGGGGGGGUAAGUUUAUCAUUAACUGCUGGAUGUUUCUGUACUCAUCCAGUAGGGCUGCAGUUAAGCACAGUUGACUGACUGAUUCAACUUUCCACUCAAUCAAUUAUUAAUCAUUCUUUAUGAUCUCUGUCGUCACGUUCUGUCUUUACAAAUAAAAUCCAGUCAACAUUAUGUUGAUUAAUCUCUACCAGGCUACAUUCCUGUAAAUGUCUGUUGCCACAUUCCUUCAUUAAACCCCCUUAAAAAAAAUUAAACUCACAAAAUAUGAAUUUUUAAUUUUAUCUGACUUAUUAAAAAAAAAAAAAAAUGUCAUUUUAUUUACCAUUUUAUUUAUCCUGUCUCUCAUGGAGCUGGGGAUGCAAAUGUUUGGAUCUAAUCUCUGUACAGGGUUUUACUUUACUCAUUUUAUUGUCUUUCUGUUGGAGUUGCAGUAAACGGUGGGCUAGGAUGAGCAUUGCAGCUUUGCUCACCAGACAAAUGAAGUUAAUAUUCUUCUAAUCCCCCUGAUAUCCAAACAUUUGUAUUUCUGCAGACCCCACUUCCUUUCAAAACUAACCAAUUGCUACUAAUUUCCUCAGAUUUAUUUCUCAUCUCAAACCUAUUUGUCAAGUAGACCUUAAGACCCUGAUGUCACUGCUGAUGAUAGUGGUGUUAAGCUCAUCAAGAGCUCCACUGAGGGCCGCUAAGAACGGGACAAUAACCAAGCUGCUUAAAAAAGGAGCUAUACAAGACUGAACCAUGUCUCAGUGUCACCCAAUAAAAUUUUAAUCUUUGCCAACAGUUAAUGUAUAUUUGUCAAGGAAAGUAGUCCCCUGCAUUUAAUCCAUUAUUGAUUGGGUAACUUAGGGUGUUGAGUUUAGGGUCUUCCUCAAGACCUCAAGAACACAUAUGUUUACCACUCCCCCAAAGUAGAAACAUUUUUUACUAUAUUAUUAUUGGUCUUUUUUUUAUUUUCCCCCUCUGUGGUCUUCGUCUCUUCUUCAGAUAAAUGGAUGUUACACGUUGGUUAAAAAGCUCUCAGAUUUUAAGGGGGUUUGUUGAAAUACAGAUAUGCAAAAAAGAAAAUGAUAAAGAAAUCCUCAUAUAACUUCUUGUAAAUUUUAUUAUGCUAUGUAUGUGGCAUGGAUGCAUUUUCCCCAAUCUGAUUUUCCAAAAUUCCCAAGAUCAUUCAUCUCCGUAGGUCUGAUCAGGCUCCACUCACCUCGCCAUUGAAAUAAAUUCAAAUAAAUGUAAUUUUCAGAAUCACUUAAGUGGGCAAAAAAAAAAAAUAUAUAUAUAUAUUUUAAUAUAUUCAAAAUAUGCCAGAAUUGUUUGGUAAUCAGUUGAAACAGAAUGAGAAUCGUGUUCAUAAUGAUUAAAGAGGAUACUGUUCCCAAAACGAGCUUUUUGCUCAGAUUUUCUACUCCAGUUGAUCUUGUUCCAUCUAAUGAAAUUAAAGAGGAAUGAAAUUCAAGAAAUGAGUGUUAUUGGCCUUUAUGUUAGCUAACGCAAAAAAUUUAACAUGAUUCUUAAAACUGUUUCCCAGAAAACCCCAAAAUACUAAAAGUUACUGAUCUGUGGUCAAAGGUGUUUUUGUUUAGUUACUAUGCAGUGCUGUAAUUCCUUUUAAAAAUAUGUUGUUGUGUAGGCACUUUAAUGUGUUGGGUGGAUGGGGGUGGAUGGGGUGGGUGCUGUGGGCCACAGGUUGAUGGCAGGUCAGAAUAUUUGUUAAAGUAAUCUCACCACCUCCUCUAAAAAAAAAUAAACAGAAAACAGAUGCUGUUUUCUUUUCUUAGGUGUGUUGACUGCUCUGUCGACAGUUCUGAAAGUUUCUCGCCUCUUGUUGAAACGGACCAAUGUAAACACUCCAAAUGCUGGACAUCAAGUCAAUUAUUUAGACAAACUGUGAAACCUGUGAAGAAAAUUUUCAACUAAAAACGCAUCAAUCUGUCUGCUUGUACGGUUUCUCCCUUGGUGCACCUGAAUGCAUCACAAACCUUAAGUUUCCGAUGAAGCUAGUGUGUGAGUCCAAAGCGGGACAAACCAAGGGACGGGGAUGUCUACUGUACAUACAUGUUUUAUACACAGCUGCCUGAAAGGUUAUUGUUAGUUUUAUAUCCAAUGAAACGUGUAUAUUUUGAUUCGAGUGUGCGACCAGUUCUGAGCCUUAUAUUGUGUCACAAAAAAAUAAAUAAAUCAGUUUGUUUUUUUUAAACAUAAAA